UCCUAAACAACGUGCUGAAAUAUAUUUUGCGAAUGACUUGAUGCACAAUAUUCUUCAUGAAUUAUUUUAAUCUUAUUUGAAUUGGACAUUAUUGCUGUAGUUAACACUACUGUCAGUGCAAUGACAUUUUCCGAAAACUGCCGAAGCCACUUUUAUACCAACCAUCGAAUCCCUUACUAAACUCAGUUAUCUGAAAUAAUUUGCUAAACUACAAUUAUCUGAAAUUCCCAAUAAACCAACGCGCAGCUACAAUAUUAAAUUGCACUCAUCUUCUACAACUUUUUCCAUAAAAUGUCUAUUUUCCAGGCGGGCAGCGCAACUCAAAAUCAGGUUCCUGAUCAAGAACCACCACCUCCUCUCACACCACCAGCAGGUGACAACAUGUUGGACAUGGACCUUCGAGGGAUAUACAACAACAGGCAAGAUUUCACCGCUACUUUCCGGCCAACUGCCGGAAUGACGUUUAACGGGGGCGUAGGGCCAAACGGGUUAACCAAGAAACAAGAGAUGCUGGUCAGAAGUGCCAUUAAGUACUGGGUGGAGAGGCACAAGCACAUCGUCAGGUGAGUAGCUCCACUUUUGCCUUCUUUCUGCACCACUCGAAACGAACGUAUCGAUUUUUUUAUUAGACCGACGUAUCAGGGAUAUUGAAUUCAACUGAAUACGUGAGAUAUCCACGUACUCGAAUGGCAGUAAAAUACGGUUCUGGGUAUGCAAAAGGUAUUUAGUUACCUGCAUGUAACUAAACGCUUUUUGGUCAUUUUUGGUUUACGUGCAGCUUUCGGUGCUUUGAAAGUUUUGAAUCUUGAAGUUUUAGUACUUUAGAAUUGUUUGUUAACUAGAAUUGUUA
Megachile rotundata (alfalfa leafcutting bee) is the source of this 850-nucleotide messenger RNA. Its product is annotated as odorant receptor coreceptor-like. NCBI's taxonomy places the organism in Eukaryota, Metazoa, Arthropoda, Insecta, Hymenoptera, Megachilidae. The record is from RefSeq and is a predicted model, not a curated record.